UUUGACAGCAGUCAAUGUCGUAUCUGCUCUCGUAGUGUUGGCCAAAUCAGUCGUAAUAUUUACAUACAGUACCCAGUGAAUUGAAGUCAAUUAACUUAUAAUUCCUCUGUGAACUUAAAAUUUGCUCACUAUGGAGACUUUCAAAUCACGUAAAAGGAUGCUUGUGAUAUGUACCAGUUGACAUAAACCAUAAGGAAGAAGAUGCACGCGAUGGGAUUGGAAGGGUGUGGUGUGGGUGAGGUGGAGGCGUUUGUCCAGCUGGGUACGCUGAUAGUUGAAGGACGGCUGGCUAGUCCGGGCACUCAGAAAGGUUACAGCGAGGGAUGUCAUUGUCCAUCUUCAACUAACACUCAAGCAAAUCGCAACAAACACGUCUGUCUCGAUGAUUCUUUCCUGUGCGAGCGAGUUGAGAAGCUGCGUAAGCAUAUGUCUCUGCUGUGUGCCAAUUCAUUGCCGAUGUGUGUCGAAGUGUUGCUGUGUGCGGAUUGUCAGUGUGGUCGUGAAAAGGCUCAGAGCUCAGACAUUGCUGUUGUUCCAUCUCCUAAUGAUCUUCUGCUCGAGCGAUGGACAGUUUCGUUGGUGAAAAAUAGAUCAAGUAUUGUGCCGAUGACAAUCAACGGACUGCUGCAAGCCGUGCGGUCGCAGCUGCAUUUCUCGCAGCUGUCCGCCUGGUGGAGCAGCUCUCGUGGACAGUCGCCUCAGAAUGUGUGCUACCGUUUGACCCUUCCAGAGCAGGCAUUUUCUUCCCAGUUCUCUCGUCAGCCUAUAGAACAUAGCUUCCCUCUUGCCAGCGUCAACAGGAAUUUGAAUAUCAAAGUGUCAGUCCAGACCCUGCCGAGAAGUGAGACGAUGUGCAUAGUUUCAUGUCCUGUGCACUGUGAAGCUCCCGUACGCAAGCGCUCAACCACAGAACAGCCGCUGCUGGGAGAUCCUCGGCAAGUUUCAUCAAAUGUAUCAAGGCGCUCCGGUACACAGAGAAUAUCCAGACCUGCAGAGGGAACCCAGUCAAGAACUACAGGGCUUCCGAUCCCACUUUUAUCGGGAUUAGUUGAUGACCGUAUGCAAACUGGUUGUGAAAAAACUGGAAAACACCACUGCAGCUAUGGAGAAGAAGAUCUGGAGUGUAGCACUGACAAUCUGCACUCCAAUAAUAACAACAUCAAUAAUAAUGAGGAGAAAGCUCCGCAGAGUACACCAACACCGAGUACCAAAAAAUUCCAUUUUGAGCUGAGCCAGAAAGAAGUUCAGGAGGUUCUUACCGUUUUAAGAACUCGCACGCCCAGUAACAUCAAUAAUUUGAGCUACAAUCCAGACUUUCGAGCAGAGCCAGCGGUCGCCAAAUACAAACAACAUCCAGUGCUUCCCAAAGAUGCAACAGCAAAAGCCGAUCUCCUUUUGUCAGCCAUCUUGAGAACUAGCAAAAAAUCAGAAACAAAUUCCAGUAGUUGUGAAAAAGAGCCCGACAAAAAACAACACGAUGCGUUCAAUGAUCUCAGUUGUGUCAACUCGAAAAAAAUCGAUCCUUCAGUGUUGAAGGACGAUUUCCGGACCUCGAAAUCCUUAGUUUUUAGUGAUAACAAAGUCGAUUGUAGAAGCUGCGCGAUAGAGGAGUCGAAAUCUGGUGUGAAAAGUGUCUCGUGUCCAGAUACCGGAGGAUAUCGAACUCGAAAGUGUUGGAAGAAAAAAUCGAUUCCCGAUGAGAAUCGAGUCAAGUGCAAGUCUAAAUCCUGCAGCGAGCAGGAAGAAGAAAUCGAAGAAUAUCUACAUGAUCUCAAUAUAAAGCAGAAGAAAAACCAGGAACAAUCAUCCAGAUAUAACGUGCCGACAGCUCUCGAUAAGGCAAAAUUUCGACAAUCUUUGGACUCGGCAGCAUCGAUGGUAUUUCAUAGUCGCACAGGGCUUCCACUCACUUCGAGUCCUGCACCCCUCCGCAGAGUCUCUCAGAGAUUUGACUUCGACAGCUCUAUCAACUGCGUAUCAGCCAUCAGCAGCGCUCUGUAUGAACCUUCAGACAGAUUGAGUGUUGGCAGCGAUGAUACCGAAGGAGAAAUAAAGUCUCCCUGCUCACCCAGUUGUCUCAGCCAUAAACAGUUUUAUUCCUCAUGGCCUCAUCAUUCACAAAUUCCGUCAUCGUUGCUCGGAAGUUUUGAAGAAUCGGUAUUAAACGGGCGUCUGGAGCCUGUGAGCACAGUCCAUGGAUUUACGGCAGAUCUCAGCGCCAGUGGAUCCUUUUGUCCUCCACAUCUUGUUCUUCCUGUUACCGUAUUCUUCUACACUCUGGGAGACAAUGACAAAGUUUCAACUCCAUAUUUGGGUCAUAUCAACCUGGGCAAAAAGGGAUACUCUGUGCCCAGGAGUGGAACGAUCCAAGUGACUCUGCUAAAUCCUCUGGGAACGGUGAUAAAAAUGUUUGUAGUAAUGUAUGAUCUCUCCGACAUGCCAAACAACUCUUGUACCUUCUUACGUCAACGCACGCUCUACAUGCCUGCGUCAGCUGAUGCUCAAUCUAUUGAGUGUGCACAGAAGUAUUUACGCUACCUCAUCCAUUUAAGAUUCUCAAGCUCAAAAUCAGGAAGGAUUUCACUACACUCCGAUAUUAGAAUGAUAAUAUUCAGAAAAUCUGAUAUGGAUACGGCGAACGGAUUUGAAAUGGCUUAUGAAUUAAGAUCAUUCACUCACGCUCCUCAAAAUCCUAAAUUUUCUUCCCGGAAGUGAAGAAAAAAUUUAACCAACUCAUAUCUAUGAGUGAAUCAGGAUUAAUUCCAAAAUUAUAACUCGUAAAUUUUAUUUUCGUAAGAUAGAUGUUGUGAUGGUUAUAGAUGGACCCAUUGUAAAUCAACCAAUGCUUCAUUCAUGUAAUACAUAUUGCUAUAUAAAGCUUCCUUAAGUUAGCUUUGUAUAAUCUGGUUCUAUUUAGUUUCUGAUGCAUUAUUGAAAAAAAGUUUGUUAAUAGGAUUUAAAGUUUUAUUUAAUUUGUGUCAAAUAUUUCUGUUGAAGUCAGAGUCAGUAUAAAGGUUGCCGUGUAUAGUAUUCAUACUAAAAUGUAAGGAUUCCUUUUAGCUAGUUUACCAGCAGGUGAUUUAUACUGCGCAUGCGCAGAUCUGAUUAUUGAAUUAAUAAUAAUAAUUUUUAUUAAAGGAGACAACAGGCUAAAACCCAUUUCGCCUCCUUCACACAAUACAAUAUUCUCUACACAUUGAACAAUUUGAAAUACAAGAAGAUAGAAAAAUAAAAGAAAUAAUAAUACAAUUAAUAUAAAAGAAUACAAAUAAUCACAGAAGUAAUCAUAGCCAAUAAUAAUUUAUUAUAAGAAUAAUCAUUGAACAUAAUAGAAUCAAUAAUAAUAGAUAAAAAUAAAAAAGAAAAAGGAAGAAAAAAUGAAGAGAGAAAGAACGUGUGUGUAAAACCAAAAAUGAAGGGAAAUGAUUGAUUAAAUAAUAAUAGAAAAUAAUAUAAAAUUAGAACACCAAUCACAAAAAGACGGAUCACAUGCUACCCAACCAAAUUAUAUGACAUCUUACGGAAUUAAUUGCAUUAUGAGAAUAUCAUCUCAGAUAAUAUUAAUAUAAUAUAAUUCUCACGAUGAUAUUUUCAUAAUACUGUUAAUUUUAUUAAUGAUCGAUGAAAUCAUCAUUUAUUUAAAAAUUUUUCUAUCCUAUUGUUGUAGUAGAUUAUAUUUUUUUGGGUAUAUAACUGCACGCACUUUUGGGAGAUCCAAUUUUGCGCGGAGCCAAUCUGCUGGUGAACUAGCAAUAGCAUUAAUUUCAUGUACCUUUGUUAAAAUUGAGUUAUCGUUGCCUUUUUUGGUUCUAAUUUAGCAACAAUGUGCUUAUUCUAUUUCACUCCGAAGUUAUUGGAAAAAUGGAGGAAUUGUGCUUGCAUAUUUUUCUGUAUUAGCUUUCAUAAGCCACUAUCGCAAAAUAGUUGAGGCAACUCGUUGAAAUUUGUUCAUAUCUCAGAUUAACAUUCUAGUUUCUCUACAUUCUACUCCAGUAUCAAUUGUUUAGUUGAGAAAAUUCCUUCAUCAUUUAGUUUUUCUGCUAUAUGUAGUAGUGUUCCUCGUAAAAUUAAGAAGUUAAGAAGUUGAAAACUUUUUUUGCGAUCAGAAUGAUCAAAACCUGUAAACUAGGUUUCUAUUCAAUGUAUUAAAAAUGUAUAGCUUAGGCCUAUAAUUGAUGUCGUUGUCAAAUGAAAAGUGUAUUAUUGAUGGUUAGCUGUUGUAAAAAACUAUAAAGUGUUACAAUCGUUCAAACAUAUUUAUCGCAGCGCGAAAAAUCCGCUUUUAAAUAAAUGUAAAGUUUACUUUUGAUAACACUGUGCUACUAACCUCUGUCAAUUUUAUCACGAAAUUAAUGAACCGAGUUUAUUUACAGUCCUAGAUGGAUAAUUUACGUUAGAAUGAUUUCUUUUAUUUUCUAUUCAUUACCUAGUGCCACGUUAAAAAAAAUAUGUAGACAGUGGUGCAGGUAAGAGACAGUGGUGGUGUCGGGCGUGACAUGCAAAGUACGGUGAUCUAAUAGGCAGUUGUUCCUGUAUUGUAGAACCUCCAAAUUAUCUUGAAAUUUCCUAAACCUAAUUGACAAAUUGACAAAUCUGUUGACAAAUUAACUUAUAUUUAUUUCUAGUGGAGUGAAGAAUUAUUGCUAACUGUUUCGCAAUCAAGAAUUUGUUCCCUGAUAAAUGUUCUGUGAUACAUCAUGACCGUUGAAAAUUCUAUUAAAUGUUGUAAACUGUGUAGAAUUGAAGAUACAUCACAUCGAUUCAGUGUAUUGUUAUAGUUCUAAUAUAGAAGAUAUCUUGUGUAAUUUAUUUUGAAAGUUCUCUGUAUUAUUAAUCACCUCCUUCUCUUGAAACUUUUCGUUUAUAUAAAUACUAAGUUUGUUAAAAUAUUCAUUAUUCUUGUGACUUCUUACUUUCUUAAUAUGUUCUAGAAAAGUUAUUCUAUUAGUCUCCACUCCGAUUCGCAAUGUAUUUGAAAAGCAGGAUAAAUUAUGGAUGUAAUAAGGUGGUGAGUUAAUCUAUUUUAAAAAUUAAAGGUGACUGUAGUUUUAUUUCUAUUGUACAUGGCAGAGUAGUCACCAUAGAUAAUUUACCAGCAAAUGACCUCUGGCUAUUCAAUAUAUUUAUCAAUUUAUUUAUGUAUUUAUUUAUUUAUUGCAAGAUCAAGGAAGACUACAGGCAUUACGCCCAAAUCAGUCUUCACUACUAUUCACAAUCAAUAUUGAAGAUUUAUUUAUUUAUUUGAUAUAAACAUAGAAAGGCACACAGACAAAAAGACUUAAGGCUAUGCAAAGGCUAAAAAUAAACUUUCUACUGGUGAUAUUUAUCAAAGUUUUUCGAUUUGUAUGUCAUCAAGCUAUCAAAAUGAAAAAGUUUUCUCGGGAAAAUAUAUUUUUUUCGAUCAUUACUUUUUGAGAUAUGAGCGCCCAAAGUUUAAAUUUUUGGGACAUAACAUUUCAAAUUCGAUAAGAGAUAAAUCCAUGAGAUUUGGAGGCUGAAUUCUUCAUAAUAUUGUUGAUGUAGUAAAAUAAAAAUUUUAUGAAAAUAUGGAUUUUUGAGAAAGUUAUUCAAUUUACCAAAAAUAACUCAACUGAAAGUUAUUUUUGGUCAUUUUUAGUAAAUUGAAUAACUUUCUCAAAAAUUAAUAUUUUCAUAAAAUUUUUGUUUUACUAGAUUAACAAUACCAUGAAGAAUCCAUCCUCUAGAUCUCAUGGUUUUAUCUCUUACCACAUUUGAAAUGUUCUGUCCCAAAAAUUUAAACUUUAGGCGCUCAUAUCUCAAAAAGUAAACUUUUCCUGAGAAAACUUUUUCAUUUUGAUAGCUUGAUGAUAUACAAAUCGAAAAACUUUGAUAAAUAUCACCAGUAGAAAGUUUAUUUUUAGCCUUUGCAUAGCCUUAAUGACAUAUCUGACGGCAUAACAGUACAAUAAAAAAGGAAUGACAAUUAAAAGAAAUGAUGGAUUUACAAUCGAGACAGGAUUACAAUCGGAUAUUAUAUAUUUGUAUAAUGAUUAUUCGAUCUUAUUAUAUUAGACUAUACUUUUAUGGAAAUAUGACUAACUGCACGAAUUGUUGACAACCCGAUUUUGCUCAGAGCUUAUUUGUUGGUAAACUAACUAUAGCUACGAUAGCAGAAUGUGAUUUUUCCUGAGCCUAAAGCUGGAUCCCCACUUAUCAGUACCAGUGGACAUGUCCCAAAAGUAUAAUCCCUGUGAGUUCUAAUGGGUCUUUUCACACUCAGCCCGGCUGAAUGAGCAUGAAAAGCCCCAUUUGAACUUGUGGCAAUAAUAUUUCAACUGUACCAUACACGUUUGCUGUUUACUGAUAUGUUAGAACCCACCUUCAUGCCUCCAUUCUGUAGUUAAACUCACUUGAUUGUUUUUAUUAUUAUCAUAAAAGUAUGUAAUAAACAAGCAAAAAUAACGAUAACGCUAGUUAAAGUUUAGUUUUGAUUUCAAAUUCUCUACUUUCAAAUUUGAUAACUUUUUCGUAGCGGAAAGUAAUCUACAGAAGGAGGUGAGGUACUCAUUAAUUUCGAAGAGUGCGGAGACAAAGUUUUAUAUCUUGAGUUAGUUUAAGUUUAGGUUCAGAUUGAAGAACAUUACUUUAUUUUAACUACCAGGCUUUCAAGUUUUAUUUAAAAUUGAUCAUCUAAAUAUUAUAUUGCAAUGAAUUUUGUUAGUGAUACUUUUGAGUUAGUGAAAUCUAAAACUUAAUUUUAGUUGCUUAUCAGAACUAUAUUUUUAUUUUAUUUUAAUGGAAAGAGAUAUCGUGUUUUAUUUGUUGGAUGUAAUUAAAGUUUGUUCCAAGUUGA
Molecule: messenger RNA, 6814 nt
Organism: Nilaparvata lugens (brown planthopper)
Lineage: Eukaryota; Metazoa; Arthropoda; Insecta; Hemiptera; Delphacidae
Gene: atos
Product: protein FAM214A
Exons: 13
Coding region: 202-2715 (837 amino acids)
Source: RefSeq, a predicted model, not a curated record